Molecule: messenger RNA, 2010 nt
Organism: Diabrotica virgifera virgifera (western corn rootworm)
Lineage: Eukaryota; Metazoa; Arthropoda; Insecta; Coleoptera; Chrysomelidae
Exons: 4
Coding region: 1-2010 (669 amino acids)
Molecular function (GO): protein dimerization activity
Source: RefSeq, a predicted model, not a curated record
AUGAGUGGCAGAAAACUGAAUAAAAACUAUGAUAUAUUAUCAUUCAAAGUAUUAAAGAUAGAAGGAAAGCACGCGGCUAAAUGUUGUGUAUGUGGAAAUGUGAUAAAAAAUACAGCUGCAGCAAGAUUGCAAAGUCACAGAAACGUCUGCAAGUUAGAUCGUGGCAAUGGUAAUCAAUCCAAUAAUCAAAUGUCGCAUGUUUCGAUAUACGAAAAUACUGGCUCAGACACAGGUUUUACACCUACAGUUAAUCCACAAAAUACAACGAACGGUAGUUACGAAGUUAUGGAAGAUGGUUCGCUAGCUAUUGUGACUGGAACUUCACCUGAAAACAUGCUAGAUGGAAUUAUAGAAAAUUCAUUAGAUACCGAUGCCGCCUUAUUGGAAUUGGAAGAAAACAAUGGUGUAGCAAUUCAAGGCACUCAUAGUAUUGUUGAAAAUAUGAUGUUAUCAACUACUGAUACUGAGAGUAGUAAUUUGACUAACUUAAGUACUCCAACUUCCUCCAGCACAAGCUACACAAGCACGAAUAAAAGAAAUUUAUUCGCUACAUCUCAAGCUAGACCAGCCAAAAAAUCAAAGAAAAUCACCGACCAUAUGGACAUAUUACAAGAGUAUGAAGAGGAGAAGAUAAGCACUGCACUAGCCAAAUUUAUAUUCGGCUGUAACUUACCAUUUACUGUGGUAGAAUCACCUCUCUUUAAAAAUUUUAUAAAAACGAUCCGUCCUGCUUAUUUAGACAAAAUUCCUGGCCGGAAAAAACUUUGUACAUCGCUUUUAAAUAAGUGCUAUGAAGACUGUAUUGAGAUUUCACGUAAAAAAGUGGAAACCGAGUCAGUCAUUUUGUGUGACGGUUGGAAAAACUCAUCUACUAAUUCUAAAACGGUUGUGACAAUGUUGCAUAGUGCAGACGGAAAAAAUGCCUUUCUUGAUGCUUGGGAUUUAACCACGGAGUCUGAGACUGGAGAAAAACUUGCCGAAAUAAUAACAGAAUCUAAAAAAAUUGCAAAAGAAAAAUACGAUGUAGAUGCGUACGGUAUAGUUUCGGAUAAUGCUAGUGCAAUGAUUAAAAUGGGAUCCCUCCUCAAGCACAACAUGUGGCACUCUACGUGCAGUAGCCACACCGGCAACCUUUUAGCCAAAGACGUGCUGGAUAAAAAGUUAGUCGACAAUGUGGUCAUUGUCCUCAAAGAAUUUAAGCAACCAGAUUUAGAAAAAAUGAUAGUUGAUAAGGGAGGGCGCAGAAUCAAAUUGCCGGCCGAAACAAGAUGGUGCUCUUACCGAGAUUCUUUCGAAAGUCUCCUAGAAAAUCUGGUAUAUAUGAAACAAGUAGCCGCUGUAACGAAAAAAAAGAUUAAGCCGAAAGUCAAGGAAUUAAUCUUCAACGAUGAAUUUGUGGAUGAGAUUCAACAGAACAUAGAAAUUUAUGAACCCAUUUGUAAUCUGAUCAAUGUUUGUCAGAAAUCUGACACAUCUGUAGCAGAUGCCGUUCAUCUGUGGCUCAAUUUGAAUCUGCCAGAUAACCUUAAAGAAAAAUUGAAACACAGACAACAAAUGGCGUUAAACGUGUACGCAUUAACUGCGUACUAUCUGCAUCCGAAAUAUGAAAAUUCCAAGCUUACGUCAGAGCACACUGGUAUAAUAACUCAGUUCUUACUCAGAAAGUUGUGCAAUCAGGGCAUAGAAGAAUGGGACAAAUUUAACACUAAAUCGGAAAAAGGAGUUGAAAAGCCUCUAGUAUUUUGGCGAGUGGUCAAACUGGAAUGCCCAAUUCUUGCUAAAAUGGCUCUCAGACUUCUAAAAAUGCCAGCCUCCUCAGCUCAAAUCGAGAGACUCUUUUCAAAUUGGGGACACAUUCACAGUCUGAUAAGAAAUAGAUUAACGUUCACUAAUUCCAAGAAAUUGGUACAUAUUUAUGUUUCAUUAAAGGGAGAGUAUCCUGAUAAAAAUAGUUAUGACCUGGACGAGGAAGAAAUUGUAGAUAUGGACGGGGAAAGUACAACUAUUUGA